Messenger RNA from Sander lucioperca (pikeperch), 2273 nucleotides. RefSeq names its product tumor protein p53 (gene tp53). Gene Ontology annotation, biological process: apoptotic process; protein tetramerization; regulation of transcription by RNA polymerase II. Lineage: Eukaryota; Metazoa; Chordata; Actinopteri; Perciformes; Percidae. Gene Ontology annotation, cellular component: nucleus. Gene Ontology annotation, molecular function: RNA polymerase II cis-regulatory region sequence-specific DNA binding; DNA-binding transcription factor activity, RNA polymerase II-specific; protein binding. The record is from RefSeq and is a predicted model, not a curated record. The transcript is spliced from 11 exons. Bases 204 to 1382 code for a protein of 392 amino acids.
ACUUAAAAAAUCGCCCCUCCCCCUUCCUUUUUGUGGGAUUCCCCGUUAACAACGUGCUCGGCUCAAAAUAUUUUGACUUUUCGUCUGUUUUUGCUCGCCCUCCUACAUACACACCAGACGGAGUCAUCUCUCCCAGCAGCAGCGGAUACAAGCACUCUGGGCUCUUCCUAUUUUUUGCUCAGCCGUGGAAGGAGGGGAACCAAAUGAUGAUGGAGGAACAAGGGUUUGACAGUCUGAGCCAGAACCUGCCACUGAGCCAGGACUCCUUCCGAGAGCUGUGGGAGACUGUGCUAACUCCCUCCAUCUCCACUAUUCCCACAGUGAAUAAUGGGAUUCCCACAGUCAAUAAUGGGACUGAAGCAUGGAAAACAGAUGGACAUAUGGAAAUGAUGCUCAUUGACGAACACGUGCUGGCCGCAGGGUUUGAUGAAAAUCUGUUUGAGUUACCCCCCGAGAUUUCCACCAAAGACGGUGUUACUCCCCCGGCCUCCACCGUCCCUGUUACAACAGACUAUCCAGGGGAGUAUGGCUUCCAGCUUCGCUUUCAGAAAUCUGGCACUGCAAAGUCCGUCACUUCCACUUAUUCAGAGCUUCUCAACAAGCUGUAUUGCCAGCUGGCAAAGACCAGCCCGGUUGAAGUGCUAGUGAGCAAGGAGCUUCCACCGGGUGCUGUCCUCAGGGCCACAGCGGUUUAUAAGAAGACUGAACAUGUGGCGGAAGUGGUCCGCAGAUGUCCCCAUCACCAGAAUGAAGACUGUGCAGAGCAUCGCAGCCAUCUGAUCAGAGUGGAGGGCAGCCAGAGAGCUCAGUAUUUUGAAGAUCCGCACACAAAGAGGCAGAGUGUGACCGUCCCUUACGAGCCCCCACAGUUGGGCUCAGAGAUAACAACCAUCCUGCUCAGCUAUAUGUGCAACAGUUCCUGCAUGGGGGGCAUGAACCGCAGACCCAUCCUCACCAUCCUGACCCUCGAGACUCCAGAGGGACUUGUUUUGGGCCGGAUGUGCUUUGAGGUGCGUGUCUGUGCAUGUCCUGGCAGGGACCGUAAAACUGAGGAAGAAAAUAGCACUAAGAUGCAGAACGGCACCAAACAAACUAAAAAACGUAAGAGCGCGCCGGCUGUGCCUUCACCUCGGGCUCCUGACGCAACUUCUGUGAAGAAGUCCAAGUCUGCCUCCAGUGCAGAGGAGGAGGACAAGGAGGUGUAUGCUUUGCAUGUUCGUGGUCGCGAGCGUUAUGAAAUGCUUAAGAAAAUCCAUGAUGGUCUGGAGUUGCUGGACAAAGAAAGCAAAACCAAGACCAAGGUUUCUGUGAAACAUGAGUUUGCUCUGCCUUCCAGCGGAAAGAGAGUCCUGCAAAGAGGAGAGAGGAGUGACAGUGACUAAGAAGCUUGUUGCCUUGAUCAGGAGAACAAAUGUCCUCUCGUUCUCCCUCCAAGCCAUCGGGUGUAUUUCAGGCACGUCAUCGAAACCCCAAAUCACCUCCUGCCUCAGUACACCAGAAAAAAACUUUCAAUAACUGUGCUGCACGUUCUGUACAGUGUCAAGCAGUUUUUUACGUUAGCAAAUUAAUAAAGGUUUAAUAGAUUAUGCAGAGAAGAGCAUUAUAUACUGUUAGCAGCUCUGCCUCCUCCUCAAUACCCUUAUUGCAUUUAAAUACAAUACUUUGCAUGAAACAGGAUAUCGGGGUAGGACUUAAAAUUGGGAGGGACUAUAUUUGAUCAGUGUUAAUGCAGGGGUUUUCAUGUGAGUUUUAAUGAUUCCAUUUUGUAAAGGAUCAUAAUACAAGUCACUGCCAUUUGUUUAAAGUCAAGCUUGUAAAACUGGAAUGGAUGUUUACCUCCAUUAAUGUUGCUGUAUUACACUCUUUUUGGGUGUCUGAUUGAGAAAGUUCGAUGGGCCCAAAUGGUUAAGUUCUGAUUAGAUGUCCUAUGCAAGCAAACAUAAGAAUAACGUUGGAAUCACAGGCCAGAAUAAAGACUGCCUGUAAUUUUGUCUGCAUGUAAAACUCAGUUAAAUUUUUUUUUUUUUUAUUAAUACAUUUUAUCCCUGUUUAUUUCCAAGGAUCUGUGUGACAUCAGCGGCCUUGCCUUUUUAAUGGUGAAUCCGCUUGCAGGGAACAUGUACGGUUAUGAUUUUUGUGAAAAUGGAACAGUAGAUGUGGUAGAUGAGGGGCUGGCUGGAUCACCCCUAAAGCUAAUCAACUUUUAGUAUUUGUAACUUUUUAUAUACAGCAAAGAGCUGACAAAAAUAGCAAAAGAGGAAUUUUGAUAGAAA